This is a messenger RNA of Nanorana parkeri, 412 nucleotides long. It is a transcript of the gene CORT, whose product is annotated as cortistatin. The transcript has 2 exons. Gene Ontology annotation, biological process: regulation of cell migration. Gene Ontology annotation, molecular function: hormone activity. Lineage: Eukaryota; Metazoa; Chordata; Amphibia; Anura; Dicroglossidae. The record is from RefSeq and is a predicted model, not a curated record. Gene Ontology annotation, cellular component: extracellular region. Bases 35 to 349 code for a protein of 104 amino acids.
GCGAAUAGAGCGUAGCCACCGAACGCGCACCGACAUGUUCACCGCUCAGCUUUUGCUUGUGCUCCUGGCAUUCUGCUCUGUCCGAUCGGCUGUGCCCAUCCGCCGAGACAAAAUCGCAGCAAGCAGCAGCAGCAGCAUGGAAAUAGAUGAGGUGAAGAAAAACAACCUGGUCAAUGUACUUUUGGCCAUACUGGACUGGGCGUCACCGUGGGCCGACGUGGACACCAUGAUGAACAACGAGGAUCCGGAGUUGCAGCACAGACCACAGAGAUCCAUGUACAACCCACACAUGGGACGGGAGAAGGGCAUGUGCAAAAACUUCUUCUGGAAGACCUUCUCCGCCUGCUAAGUCCCCUCCGCUCCCCUCCAGUACUCAUUAAAUGUACAGAGCCACCUACCGUUCCCCAACUGU